This is a messenger RNA of Populus euphratica (Euphrates poplar), 1063 nucleotides long. Its product is annotated as arginine biosynthesis bifunctional protein ArgJ, chloroplastic-like. The coding region runs from base 305 to 577 and encodes 90 amino acids. The transcript has 2 exons. Gene Ontology annotation, molecular function: L-glutamate N-acetyltransferase activity, acting on acetyl-L-ornithine as donor; L-glutamate N-acetyltransferase activity, acting on acetyl-CoA as donor. Gene Ontology annotation, biological process: L-ornithine biosynthetic process; L-arginine biosynthetic process. The record is from RefSeq and is a predicted model, not a curated record. NCBI's taxonomy places the organism in Eukaryota, Viridiplantae, Streptophyta, Magnoliopsida, Malpighiales, Salicaceae.
CUAUUUGUUUCAAGGUUCAAGAUUUUAUUGCUUGACUGUUAUUCUGUAUUUUCUAUUCUUUUAAUGAUGUUAGCAUUGAUGGUUUUUUUUCUAUUUUUGUUCUUGAGAUGACCACAAAUGUUACUUUAGUGCGUAAAAAUCAUGAUGGGUUUUUGUUCCAUUAAGAGUUAAUUAUCUCGAUGAAUAGUGCUACAAUCAAUGUGGGAUUUUGUCUAAUUUUUUUCUUUUUUUGGUAAUUAUUUUGGAAGAGCUUUGAGUUUAUUGAAUACUGGUAUAUGGGUGUCUUUUAUUUGGUUUCUAUAAAAUGGCUACCAAGUUUGCAACUUUUGUGGUUCCUGGGGAAGUUACUGCUGCGAAGGGGUUCAAAGCGGCAGGGAUAUAUGGUGGAUUGCGUGCCGAAGGGGAGAAACCUGAACAUGCACUUGUUAGUUGUGAUGUUGAUGCUACAGUUGCAGGGCCGUUCACUACCGACAUGGUUGCUGCUGCACCGGUAUUAUACUAUAACAAUGCGUUAGAUACUUCAAAAACGGUAUUCCAGAGCAUUAUUUUUGCGUUGCUUGUAUUCGGUUACCUGUAAUUCAAAUGAAGUAUGAUCUUGUAGUGACUCAGGUCAUGUAAGUGAAUUAUGUCACAUGAAACUGCUGUGAAAUGAUGGCAAGUACUAUUUUUUGCCUUAAAAAAAAGAAAAAGAAAAAACAUUCAGCCACAGUCAACUGUUGCUUGUUUCCAUUUUUUGAAAUAAUGACCUUCAUGCCCAGUAGACACGACUUUGGAGAAAGAUGGUGCAGAUUUCUUCACUGAAUCAAAGAAAUUGCUGAUGGUAUUGUAGUGAUAUUUGGAGAAAGACGGUGCAGAUUUCAGUGAAUCGGAGUUUCAACCAUUUAUUUGCUUUUUGAGACAAAUGAGAGAAGCAGCAGGGCAGACAUACACGGAGCACGGUGGCCAUAUUUGGGUGGAUCAUCCCAGAACCUUUGGCCAUUCCCUCGACUCUUAUAUUUGCCCCUCCAACCUGAGGCAUUUAACAAACUUUAAUAGACUGUCCUUUUGCUAUGAAUUCAUAUUA